Metopolophium dirhodum (rose-grain aphid) is the source of this 2067-nucleotide messenger RNA. Its product is annotated as piggyBac transposable element-derived protein 3-like. The transcript has 2 exons. The coding region runs from base 1 to 2067 and encodes 688 amino acids. The record is from RefSeq and is a predicted model, not a curated record. Lineage: Eukaryota; Metazoa; Arthropoda; Insecta; Hemiptera; Aphididae.
AUGUAUAGAAAUAAAAAAAUUAUUUCGUCUCGAAGUUUGCGGCUUUUGAAAUCUGUUCUUCCUCCAUUGGAUUCAGAAGAUUCUGAAACUGAAGAUGAGACUGAAUUAUCAUUAAAAAAGAAAUUAAAUACCCCCACCGUGACUGUUUUAGACUAUUCUGAUAGCAGUACACACUCUUCAAGUCCUCCAAGUGGUGCUUCUGAACUAGAGAACUAUCUCUACGAUAUCGAUGAUUUUCCCAUGUUUGAUGAAUUAGGUACGGACAUCAACAAUUAUAUAAAUUUACCAACUACAAGUUACAAUGAUACUUUGGCUGAAGUUUCUAUUUCUACUUCUAAUUCUAUUUUAGAUUUGCCUAAUGUUGAACGAAAUAAUAUGAUUGAUAAUCCGAUUAAUUUAAGUAUCGUCGAAAAUAUAUUAGAUCUUUCUUCUCCAAAUAAUUUUCAAUCAGUUGAUUUACAUUCUGAUUCAGACUUAUUGAUUGUUCAAAGAAAAUCGGGUAGAUUAGCUCAAAUGUCCUAUGUGGAACCAAUGUCGGUAUCUUCAGUAUAUGUUGAAUCUGUUGAACCUCCUCCAUUAUCCACACUUAGAAACAAAACCAAAAAAAUGAUACGAAAAAAAAUGACUUUUAAAUGGACAAAACAGUUUAAAUUUCCUGUUGAUUUACCUCCGUUUAGGUAUUCUUCUAUACCUCAAAAUAUUUCAACUCCUUACCAAUAUUUCAAAAUGUUUCUUACAGAUGACAUUUUAGAACUCAUAUCAAAGCACACUAACAUAUAUAGUUCCCAAAAACUUGAUAAGUCUUUAGAAACAACAGUAGAAGAAAUAAAGCACUAUAUUGGAAUUGAAGUACUUAUGGGAAUCGUAGCAAUGCCAGCCUAUACUGAUUAUUGGUCAGCCGACUUAAGAUACAGUCAAAUUGCAGAUACCAUGCCUCUAAAACGUUAUCAAAUGCUACGUCGAUAUAUUCAUUUUGUUGAUAACGAAACAGUUGAUACUUCUGACCGUUUUUAUAAAGUAAGACCAAUUUUAGAAGGUAUAAGAAAAAAUUGUUUGUCGAUUGAACAGAGUAAACAGUUUUCAAUAGAUGAGAUGAUGAUUACUUAUAAAGGGACCAAAGCUGGUUCCAGAAGACAGUAUAUAAAAAUCAAACCAAAAACAGAAUCAUUCUCAGAAUAUGAAGAAACAUAUUUUGGGUUAGGACAAAAAGUUGUUCUCCAACUUUGUAAAACCAUUUCGGAUAAACCACUUACAGCUGUUUACUUUGACAAUUGGUUUACAUCACUGGAACUUGUGACGUAUUUAAGAAAAAAGUUCGGAAUUUUAAGCCUUGGAACAAUACAACAAAAUAGACUGCGUGGAUGUGAUAUCAUAAAUGACAAAGAUUUACUAAAAAAAGGAAGAGGAAGUUUUGAAAUGAGGUGUGAUAAUAAAAAAAAAAUUUCUGUUGUAAAAUGGGCAGACAACAAAUGUGUAACACUGGUAAGUUCAUUUGUACCUGUAAAUGAACAACCGUCUUCAGUUCGUCGCUAUGAUAAAAAUAUGAAAGCUAAAAUUCCUAUUAAUUGUCCAACAAUAAUUAAAGAGUAUAACUCUAAGAUGGGUGGUGUUGAUUUAGCUGAUAUGCUAGUAUCUUUAUAUCGUACUGGUCUAAAAUCUCAUCGUUGGUAUUUGGCUGUAUUUUCACAGUUAUUGGACAUAUCUGUCAACAAUGCGUGGUUAUUAUAUAGGCGUGAAUUUGAAGAGUUAAAUAAUGAUUUAAACGUUAAAUAUAUGCCAUUAAAACAAUUUAGAACCGCAAUAGCUAAAACUCUUAUUAACCAAAGAAAACCUGGCAGACCAAUAAAAGAAUUGCUAACUAAUCCACGAAUUCAGAAAUUACCCAGGUCAAGGCCUACAGAUGAUGUACGCUUGGAUAACGAAGACCAUUUACCCAAAAAAAUUAAAAAAGGACGAUGUAUGUUGUGCCCCAAAGGUCAGACGGUUUAUAGUUGUACUAAAUGUAACGUGAGACUUUGUACUCUUGACGAAAGAAACUGUUUCUACACUUAUCAUAAGCAGAAAUAA